Messenger RNA from Megalops cyprinoides (Indo-Pacific tarpon), 3795 nucleotides. RefSeq names its product lactadherin-like. The coding region runs from base 325 to 1743 and encodes 472 amino acids. Gene Ontology annotation, molecular function: calcium ion binding. Lineage: Eukaryota; Metazoa; Chordata; Actinopteri; Elopiformes; Megalopidae. The record is from RefSeq and is a predicted model, not a curated record. The transcript has 10 exons.
UUUCCGUCGUUGUUUAUUUCUUCGAUGCUACUUUGCUGUCUAUUUUCUUUACCCUAUUUGUCGGCCAACUGCACCCCGUGACGCCGCACAUAGCGAGUCCGCUCUUUCGUCUCCCUUUGGCUGGGUUUAUUAUUCAAAACUGGUUUCUAAUUGGAUAGUUGCACAGACACACGUGCUGCUGUUAAUCCUCCGUCCCAGCUAAUGCCACAACCGUCCGUUAUAUGUAUCAAUUUGUCCGAGGAAGACCGAACAGCGCAGUGUUCUCAAAGGAAAUAAUACAACGUACACAGUACGGAACGAGACGAGUGAGAAACUGCACCCAGCAUGAAAUCUCAAAGCACCUCGUUUUCUGCGUCUCUUUUAACCGCUUGUUUACUUUUUGGUGCUGUUUGGAUAGCGACGGGUGACUACUGUGAGGUGAACGUUUGCCACAAUGGGGGCACCUGUGUGACAGGGGUGGGUGAUGCCCCCUUCAUCUGCAUAUGUGCCGACGGCUUCUCUGGAGAUACCUGCAACUCUACUGAGACAGGUCCCUGCAGCCCCAACCCUUGCAAAAACGAUGCUACUUGCGAGGUCAUCAGCAACUCCCGCCGUGGGGAUAUGUUCAGCGAAUAUGUCUGCAAGUGCCAGCCAGGCUUCGAUGGCAUCCACUGCACGAACAAUGUGAAUGACUGCGCAAAACAGCCUUGUCAGAACGGAGGUGUGUGCCGCGACCUGGAUGGGGACUACAACUGCAGGUGCUCCUCCCCCUAUGUUGGGAAGCACUGCCAACUGCGAUGUAUCUCCUUGCUGGGGAUGGAAGGUGGGGGCAUUGCUGAGUCCCAGAUCUCCGCCUCUUCUGUGUACUAUGGCAUGUUGGGAUUGCAGCGCUGGGGCCCAGAGCUCGCCCGGCUCAACAACAAGGGCAUUGUUAAUGCCUGGACUGCAGCUCCCCAUGACAAGAACCCCUGGAUUGAGAUCAACCUGCGGAGGAGGAUGCGACUGACAGGCAUUGUCACACAGGGUGCCAGUCGCAUGGGUACCGCGGAGUUCAUCAAAGCCUUCAAAGUGGCAUCCAGCUACGAUGGCAAGACCUAUGGCAUAUACAGAGGCGAGGGCCAGAGGAAGGACAAGGUGUUUGUAGGGAACGUGGAUAACGAUGGCACCAAGACCAACAUGUUUGACCCUCCAAUCGUGGCUCAGUACAUCCGCAUCAUCCCCUUGGUUUGUCGCAAGGCCUGCACGCUGCGCAUGGAACUGGUGGGCUGUGAGCUAAAUGGUUGCUCUGAGCCUCUGGGUGUGAAGUCUCGCCUGAUCUCAGACAGGCAGCUCACUGCAUCUAGCACCUUCCGCACCUGGGGUAUUGAUGCUUUUACUUGGCACCCACACUACGCUCGUCUGGACAAGCAGGGCAAGACCAAUGCCUGGUCGCCAGCCACCAAUGAGCGCACAGAGUGGCUGCAGGUGGACUUGGAGACCCCAAAGCGUGUGACAGGCAUCAUCACCCAGGGAGCCAAAGACUUUGGAGUGGUGCAGUUUGUGUCUGCCUACAAGGUGACGUACAGUGAUGAUGGACAGUCCUGGAGUGUGGUGAAGGAUGAGAACACAAGGACAGACAAGGUUUUUGAAGGCAACAGUGACAACAAUGUGCACAAAAGGAAUGUGUUUGAGCCGCCCUUCUACGCCCGUUUUGUGCGUGUGAUCCCGUGGGAGUGGCACGAGCGCAUAACGCUGCGUUUGGAGCUCCUUGGCUGUGAGGACUAGAGCCCCACCCCCUCAUGCAGCCCCGCUCUCUCUUGAAGUCUUCCCCAUGGUCAUGCAUAGCCAUGCCCUUCUGUCUGAGCCCCACCCACCUGCCUUGCCUGCACUGCCACGUCCACAACCACAGGGGGAAGCAGCAGACUGUCAGAAUUGUGUUGGCUGAAACCUUGCAUUGCAUGGCCUGAAACUCAUCCUCUUUCACACAUCAGAUCCAUAUUUUAAAUCUGUAAUCCUGUUCCAAGAAUUAAGCAUGCUGUGAAUAUUGUCACCAUAGUUGCUCCCUGAUUGUGGUGAGUGGUGAGUGAUGUAGCCUUCUUAAAAGUCCAUCCCUUAUGUUUCUGUGAUUUUGCAGCGUAGUUUAUGGAGAUUUUUUUCUCUCUUUUGGUGGUAUUAACUUAGAAAUUCUUAGCUUAAUGCAGAUACCAUCUUACAUACUUUAUUUGAAGGAGUUGUGAAAAUGAUUUUGUGUAUCAUAAUACAAGAGGGAAAUUAUUCAAACUUGAUGGAAUUUUAAAAAGGACAUCUGGUUCUACUCAGGUUCUGACAUUUAUUUAUCCUUGGCAACAGUUAGCACUUUACAGGGAAGAGACUCUUGCUAGAAUUGCAAGUUUACCAAAGUGUAGACAAUUUAAUAUCUCUCCUGUCAGAAUAACAUCAUAGAAUUGUUUUGCUUAUUUUGUUUUAUUUUUUAAAUAUUUUUGUGGUUCCUUUUUUCACAAGGUUUUACCUCGUUUCAAUUUCUUUGGUGGCACCAGUAUCAUGAAUAGGUAAAAUUUUGAGCACAAGCUCUGUGGCCUGGGUUCCACCCCAGCUGUGUCAUUACCCUUAUUCCGCCUGGGAUGGGAGUGGGUAUUGUUGGCGGGGGUUGCUGGUUUCACUGUUCUCAGCCACCCUGCGAUUUCCCAGGCUACUGAGAGUUGCUCAGAGGUGCAGAGGUUGAGAUGUGGUGACGAGCUUAUUACAACAUAAAGCCAGUGAUUCCAAAAACAAGACUGCAUAAGGGGGGAAAAGCAAGAAGAAUAUAUGUACAGUUUGUGGGUCACAUUUGCUCUGAAAGCUAGUUGAAGGAGAAUUUAUAAAAUGAGCAUCAGAGUGCUAGUGAUUAGUUUAAAUUUACUGUCAUGAAUAAUUUUAAUAGAAAACAUAAAUCUGUUUCUAAGAAAUGUUUAUCCAAGUGGUGUUUAGCAGUUUAAUUGUCCUCCAGUCAAUUGAAUCACUGACCCCUAUAGGCUUAUUUGCUAUUUGGAAUAUUUUCUUGUUAGAAGCAGGAUAUUUUGGGCCUUUUAUAUUUCUUAAAAUACCCAUUCAUUCCUUUGCCAGUGCCAAGGAAUGCUGCCAACAGCUAGAUACAAAAUGUUUGACUUAACCUGCAACAGGAGUGUGCAAUAUCCAUCACAUACGUACUCUCCCCUGUUUGCACUAAAUGGAUGUGAAGUGUACAGAGAACCAACAGCUGAGGUUGGACAAAUGAAAUGGAAAAUAGAUUGAACUGAAAAGGUUUUCUUUAGUGGCACUGAAGCUCUCACAAGACCACAUAGAUUUCAUAUAUAGUUAAACGACAAAGACCUUCACCAGAUUGUGAAAUCAGGGGAUGUGCAAUAAACUGCUGACUAAAUAGAGCUAGAAUUGAGCUGUGUUGCACUAAGGCCCAUGUAACUAUAGAUGUAAGGGUAAUGAUUAAUAUUGUGAAACACUGUAAAAUAUGUGUUGUACAGGCUAUCAUCAAAAUUGUUAUUUUGAUGUUUUCUAACGAAGCAUGGUUAACAGAAAUCAGUAGUGUUUUGGCACUGACUCUGCAGUGGUUUCAACACUGACUUUGUUUUCCCUAUAAUGAUUCUGGCUCUGGCUGUGCAGGGUUUUGAAUGUCUUGCUUUGAUAGUUGUCAUUAAACACAAAGGUUUUCUGUUGACAUCAGCUCAGUAGCAGACUUGUUCGGUCACCCUUCCCCAUUUGACCAGAGUUUUUUAUGAUUUAUCAAAAAAUAAAUUGAUGUUUUUUUUUACACUACAUAAUUGGAUAAUAAUAGCAAUACAUAGAAAAUGUUGACUUUGUCUU